Messenger RNA from Phytophthora nicotianae INRA-310, 3060 nucleotides. RefSeq lists its product as hypothetical. Gene Ontology annotation, molecular function: protein binding. Bases 1 to 3060 code for a protein of 1019 amino acids. The record is from RefSeq and is a predicted model, not a curated record. Lineage: Eukaryota; Oomycota; Peronosporomycetes; Peronosporales; Peronosporaceae. The transcript has a single exon.
AUGCGAUGUGUGCACAUGCCGCUAUUAUCGUUGAGCUCCAUGACAGGCUUGACCGCAUUUAGUGACAACAAAAAUAGCAAAAAUAGCAGAUUCAAACACGCUGUCAACCGGAUACAUUCACCGCCUCGUCAGAUUCCCCAUGUGUUUUCCCCUUCCACAUCUCAGCGCUUAUCCCAACACGACUGUAUUGCCGAACUUGCACUUUUAGAUCAGCCCGUUACUUUCUCCUCAUUCCUCAUUUUUCCAGUUCGUGGCAAAAUGCUUCACGUUGCAAAACGCCCACUGUUUCUAUUAGCCGGCGCCAGUGUCAGUGCCAGUGCCGGCUUCAUGUAUCUCGGCGAGGACGACGAAACUCGGAAUAUCGACGCAAAGGACCCAACAAUUCCACCCAAUUCGAUGAAGCGACAUUUAACACGAAAGACUCGAGCGAGAACGUUGAAAGCCACGUCGAGACAAGAACUGGGACUGCAGCAGAGUUUAGUCCGAGAUGUGGCGUGUUGGCUCUCGUCCGCUUCUGUGGCCUCCACGCGUCAAGCGUUCACACCGACGAUGGAAGACGGUAAAGAAGUUCUGGAAGUCGCGAUGAAAAACAGCCAAGUAUAUCAAAAUCUAGUGAACUGGUUACAAGAUAUUUCCCCCGAGAGGAACGGGUGGGACGCCGAUCAAAUUCUGGGCAGCUCCAGUUUCUCCAUGCUCGUGAAUUUAUUGUCCGACACGGAGAGCAAUUUUUCAUUACAAGAAGAUUUAGAGGAGGAACUGUAUCGAGCUAUGAGUUUGUUAUCCACCAAUCCCCAAUGUGCUCAAGCUAUUGCAGAGAGAGCGACACGAUAUGGCAAGCAGGCGUUACUGAAUCUGGCUGAGGUCCACGAUAACGACUCGAGAGUGGGGGACGCUCUGCAUCAACUGGUUACUCUCGACAGCAACAAUUGCCACUUCGGCCCAGCGAAUCUCGCGUCGCUCUUGUCAUUAGCUGUCGCGGACGUACCGGACCAGUAUAUGGAGUUCGCGUUGUGGGGGUUAACGAAGGCUGCAACACCCGAAGCUGUAGGCAGACGCUACAAGUUGCGGAAAGUGAUUUUCGGCGAUGAUAGUACAGCCAAGACGUGUCGAAAACUCAUCAACAGCGACAGGUUAUGGGACGCACUGGCUGGAAUCGACCAGGAACGCUCGCAAUUCGUGCAACUUCAAGCUGCUCGAUUGAUUUAUGAGCUCAGCAAUGACACAACAGUCGCUCAAAGGAUGCGACGUCAUGAUAAAUUCGCUAAGACUUUCGUGAACUGGAUGAGCUCGUCACAUGAAGCUCUGGCUUGUGCUUCAUUCGAGAUUGUAGCCAAGUUAGCAGGUGUUGACCGUAAGUUACAACAGCAACUGGUUGGUGCUGGAGCGCUGGAGACUCUGCGAGCUCGAAUCGUUGAGGACUCGGACCGUCAAGUGACCGCAAAACUGCUCCAAGCAAUUCGCUCUCUUUCCACUCCUACUGCAACCGAUAAUGUGUUUGUAUUGGACCAAGACGCGCUGUCUUUCGUCAGCGAUUCUGGAGACGGUGAGCCUCUUUACGACGACGAUAUUGAGAAUAUUAACAUUGUAUUGAGGCACGGAUACGUCGAUGGCUGGAUCGAGUUGUUCACGGCGUUUUUAAAGAGCGGGGACGAGAGUAUUCGCGAGGAAGCAGCGCUGUGCCUCGAACAUAUCGCAACGUAUGGCUCUCACAAGGACGAAGUUGUCCAGGAAUGGCUCAUUGCUGUCUUGGAUUCUGUGCUGGAUAAAGUCCCUCUUGAAGUCGCUAAAGGAGCUUGCAGCGUACAAGAAGCGAGGUCACGUACUCGACCCAUUCAGGGCAAAACUACGGACACUUCGUCAUACGAGGCGUCCCACGCAAAGGCACUACGAGCGUUGGCUUUUGUCAUGGAGAGAAAAGAGUGCCAAGAAGAACUAAUUCGUCGCGGUGGAGUUCCAAUUCUUCAGAUUUUACUGCGAUCAGAGAAUGAACUAGUGCAGCGUGAGACGGCUCGUGUACUGGCCAAUUUGUUCGCAUGUGACGAUAUGGCAGAAGCGCUUCGAGACUUUACGAUGAACGACUAUCAGCUGGAAGAAUCGCUCGAGAAAUGGACGAAAUCUGAUGAUAUUCGACUGGAAGCGAUGGCCCAUCGAGCUCGCUCGAACCGACGAUACCAGAUCUCACGGCAGCGAGGGGAAGAUAUGGACAAGGAGGUGAAAUAUCUCGACGGUAUCCAUCCACUUCACUUGUCUGGAAGCACCAGAGAUCAUCAAAGUGAUUACGAUGUUGAUAUCGUUUUCGUCCAUGGAUUACUGGGCUGUCCUUUUAGUACAUGGACGUGUGGAGAGGAGGAAGAUACGGUAUGGGCUCAGCAAUGGUUACUCGACGACAUGAAGCAGGAAGGUCUUAACCCACGGGUCUUGUCUGUGGGCUACGACUCUCAACUUCUAGCGUCCGGGUCUAUCUGGAAACCCAUGUGCUUCGAAGAAACGGGUAGCGAGAUCCUGUCGCAGCUCAACGCGGCGCGUGUUGGUUGUGGAGAUCGUCCUGUGGUCUUUGUGACCCACAGUCUUGGUGGAGUCCUGUUGAAACAAGUUUUAUUGGCUUCUGACUCAGAAGAGAAUGAGUCAAACCUGAUUGACAACGUGAAUGGUGUCGUGUUCUAUGGAGUUCCUCAUCACGGCAGUCCCGUAGCUCAGAGAAUCCAGACUUUCAAGCCUCGACAGAUCACGCAGCAUCCUGUUACUGAACACUUGCACGGUACUCCUCACUUGGAGAUGCUGAACGACUGGUGCUCUGAGGUUUUCGAGGAGAAGGAGAUCCCGUGUCUGAGUGUGGGUGAGAGUUUGCCUUGUCGUCUUCCUGUUAUCGGUGUGGAGGCGUUGGUGGUGCCGUCAGCGUCGGCAAAUCCUGGCUUCGGCGAGUUUGUUCCCAUUUCUGACGCAACACACGUGGACGUCUGUAAACCAGCGACUACCGACGAUUUACGCUACAAGUUGGUACGAAAGUUCAUUUCGAAGAACGCAACGUCGACUGCUGCAAAGCAAUCUGCCGCUGUGUAG